UCUCCAACCUUCAUUUCAUUUCUCACCUAUAUACUCACACAACAAAAGGGACAAACCCCCCAGAACCCACUUUUUUUGUUCUUCAAAUCUCUGUCGAAUAGGAAAAAAAAAUGAAUCGUUUCUGGACUUUGAUGUCUGGUCUCCAUCAAUUAGCCGGACCGAUGACAAUGUUAUUGUAUCCGCUAUAUGCCUCUGUUGUGGCUAUCGAGAGUUCAUCAAAAGAAGAUGAUCAACAGUGGCUAUCUUACUGGAUCUUAUAUUCAUUUUUAACCCUCAUGGAAAUGCUUCUUCAGCCACUUCUCGAAUGGAUACCAAUAUGGUAUGAUGUGAAGCUGAUAGCAGUAGCGUGGCUGGUGCUGCCACAGUUCAGGGGAGCUGCUUUCAUUUACAAUAAAUUUGUAAGAGAAAAAGUGAUCAAGAAAUACUACCCUAAUAUUGGACAAUCAUCAUCAGGAGCAAGCAGUAGUUUACAUUACAAUAAGUCGUCUUCACCUAAUGGAAAGAUGAAGAGCAAACUUGCUGAUCUGAUUUCUCCUAAGAAAUCUAGUUAAUCUGUUGUUGUUGUUGUUGGUUGUGGAAUAGUUUAGUGGGGUUGUUAAUUGACAAAACUGAUCUUGGUGUAACCUUCUUGUGAUUUGAUGAUGUUUUGGUGCCUUUUCUUAAUCUAAUGUAAUAAUAUUAUGAUCUUGAGUGGUUUUA
Erigeron canadensis is the source of this 699-nucleotide messenger RNA. Its product is annotated as HVA22-like protein e. Lineage: Eukaryota; Viridiplantae; Streptophyta; Magnoliopsida; Asterales; Asteraceae. The transcript is spliced from 3 exons. The record is from RefSeq and is a predicted model, not a curated record. Bases 111 to 551 code for a protein of 146 amino acids.